Gossypium arboreum is the source of this 996-nucleotide messenger RNA. RefSeq lists its product as uncharacterized. Lineage: Eukaryota; Viridiplantae; Streptophyta; Magnoliopsida; Malvales; Malvaceae. Bases 1 to 996 code for a protein of 331 amino acids. The transcript is spliced from 3 exons. The record is from RefSeq and is a predicted model, not a curated record.
AUGCAUAAUGUUGAUCUAUCUGCAGAUUAUACAUUGGAGUUUCCAGAUCUACCACAUAGAACACAUGAUUAUGCAAGUUCGUUAUUGGAUUCGAGUGAAUUUGAAGUUGGUAAGGAGUUUUCCAAUAAGGAUAGUUUUCUUGGUGCAUUGAAACAACAUAGCAUAAAUAACAGUGUUAACUACCACGUAGUUAAAUCUAAAUCCAAUAAGUUUGAAGCGAAGUGUGCAGUGCAAGACGGAAGUUGUUCAUGGAAAAUUUACGCCUCGUUGAGGAAAAGGACAGGGUUAUGGGAGAUAAAAAAGUAUAAAGGUCCACAUACAUGUGCUGCAGGUAUUUCACAAGAUCAUCCCAAGAUGGAUUCAGCUAUGUUAGCUAGCUUAAUACUACUCACGGUGAAGGCAGAUCCUAGAACUUCAAUACCAGUCUUAAUUGCCAAUAUUCGUAACCAAAUGGAGUACACGCCCUCUUACCGCAAGGCUUGGAUAGUUAAGCAGAAGGCUUUGGAGAAGAUGCAUAGUGGGUGGGACACUUCAUAUAAUAAAAUAUGGCAGUGGUGUCAAGUGCUAGAGAGAUACAUCCCAGGUUGCAUAACAGACCUUCAAACAGAACCUGCAUACUAUAACGACCAAUUGCUCCGUGGAUGCCAAGUAUUUAAGCGUCUCUUCUGGAGCUUUAAGCAAUGCCGAGACGCAUUUGCAUAUUUCGCACAGGAUGGUAAUGGAAGAAUCCUUCCAAUUGCGUUUGCAAUAACACCGGGAGAGUCAGCUGAUGACUGGGAUUUCUUUCUUUUUAGGUUAAGGAUACAUGUUUGCCCCCAACCUGAUAUAUGCGUUAUAUCGGAUCGAGGCACCGGGAUACUAGCUGCAAUUGAGCGACAGAGAAGCCUAUGGCAUCGCACACACCAUCAGUACUGCCUAAGGCACAUUGCUUCCAACUACUACAGGCAAUAUCCAUCUAAAGGUGAACGACGGCAAGUGGCCAACAUGGGUAUUUAA